Messenger RNA from Suillus clintonianus, 1491 nucleotides. RefSeq lists its product as uncharacterized. The record is from RefSeq and is a predicted model, not a curated record. Gene Ontology annotation, molecular function: oxidoreductase activity; FAD binding. Bases 1 to 1491 code for a protein of 496 amino acids. The transcript has 11 exons. Lineage: Eukaryota; Fungi; Basidiomycota; Agaricomycetes; Boletales; Suillaceae.
AUGAUGGUCGCAUUUGCUGACCUUUCGUUUUCCUUUCUUUUUGGUCUAUCUGGCCUCACUUUGGUCGUUGCUUCUUCAGGAUUUUUCGAUGCAGGAAAUGUCCUCCGAAGUACAGUUUGUGAGCAGAUCGCAACUGCAGUCUCGUCGAGCUCCGUAGUGUAUUACACUGGCUCGAAUCAAUAUACCAAGGGCAAUUAUCACUGGUCUGCGUCCAGUACUCAAACCUCUGAAUGUUCCUUUGAGCCUGCAACAGCUGAAGAUGUUGGAAUCGCGCUUCGAAUUUUGGGACAGACGCAGACACCAUUUGGAAUCAAAAGUGGAGGACAUGCUGCAAAUGCAGGUUUUUCUUCGACGUCAGGCGUCCAAAUUGCGAUGUAUUCCUUUUCGGAUGUGGUAUACGAUUCGGAUGCACAAACAGCCACCAUAGGCACAGGUUUACUUUGGGAUGAUGUUUACCUUGCACUGGAACAGUAUAGUGUCACUGUCGUAGGGGCGAAAGUCACUGGCAUUGGAGUCGGAGGCAUUGCCUUGGGAGGAGGAUAUUCGUAUUUGACUAACCAGUAUGGUUUGGCCUUCGACAACGUCGUAGCCUUCGAACUUGUUUUGCCCAAUGGGACAGUGACCGAUAUCACAAUUUCCACAAAUUCAGAUCUGUUCUUUGCGUUGCGGGGGGGAUUCAAUAACUUUGGUAUCGUGACGAGGGUUACUGUCAAAACAUAUCCUCAGUCUCAAGUCUGGGGUGGACGUGUUUCGUACUCGCUGGACCAAUGGGAAGCAGCAGGCUUAGCUAUUGCCAACUUUGGGGCGAAUGUAUCCGAUCCAAAGGCAUCCAUAUACAACACAUAUAACUAUAUCUCUGGAGCGGCCGAAAUGUUGAGUAUCCUUUUUUAUGAUGCUCCAACCUGCCCUGAGGGCAUGUUUGAUGAAUUCUUGUCGGCCCCCCACAUCGAAGAAGACAUUUCGACUAGAUCCUACAUCUCUCUCAUUCAGUCUCUUCCCUUAAAUGCCACUUCUGGACUCAGAUCCGUGUUUCAUUGGGCGGCAAUGGAGGAGAUCACAAUGCCUGUGUUGGACAUGGUUGUGAACGAGACACUGUUCUGGGGAGCAGAAUUGACAAACUCUAGCCUACGAAUCGUCUCAUAUGAUGUGGACAUAUACUUGUCCACACUCUACGACCAUGUAGAUUCACCGACCGCAUACCCACCGUCACGGAGUCGAGGUUACUCGUUCAUCCAAGUGUACUAUGGUUGGGCAGAUUCGAGAUAUGAUGACACGAUAUUCGACGCUGUCGACGCAAGCGUCCAGCAUAUGAAUCAGGCACUCACAGAUCUCGGCCAGGAUGUCGCGAAUGUUGCUGUGUACCCGAACAACGCACCUCCUGACAUGGCUUUAGAGAAUAUGUAUGGUGAUAAUUUACCUCGUUUGCGGGCCAUCAAAAAAGCUGUCGACCCGGAUAAUGUGAUGGAAUUGGCGGGUGGUUGGAAAUUCUAG